GCUCACUCGACGCCCCGCCCACUUUACACUAAACCAGUGGGACCUGAAUCAGAAAACGUGUGUCUCUCUGCUGUAACUAACUUUAUUGUGAUCUUUUAAACUCUGAGGCUCAGCAGCACAGGUUGUGCUGUCCAGACACAUCAGGAGAGAAGGAUGACCACUGACCAGGAGCCUACCUACACCAUCAAACUAGUACAGCUGCUACUCUUGUCCACGUACUGGGGCAUGCAGAUAUGGGUCACCUUUGUGUCCAGUUUUGUAAUGGACAACCACUUGAACAGACACACAUUUGGGUUCAUUCAGAGCAGACUGGUGCCCUUUUAUCUGCACCUGGGGUCUGCAUGUGCCUUUUUCAACCUCACCAUUUAUGCCGUGUACCACCCCAGUGACUUGCUGGAUGAGAGGGAGUCUUUCCAGAUCUUUAUAUUCUUUAUCUCUGUGACGGUGGCGGCCAUUAACGCUCAGUGGUUUGGACAGAUGACCUCAGAGAUCAUGGCUGAUAUGCAUCUCAUUGAACAAUCCUGUGGGUUGGGUCAGGACAUUGGGCUGUCGUCGAACCGUGAAGCCUAUGCCAAACUAUGUGAGACCGAUGUCAAAUACAAGCACCUGAGCAGCCGCCUGUGGCUGUACAGGCUCCUGUCCUCCCUGUGUAACUUAUGCUGUAUCGGCUGCAACUUCUACAGUCUAUGCUACAUGGCGGAGAAUCUAGUCACAUUGUAGUCAACACUAUUUGCCGGAUUAUUUUGUUUUAUUCAAACAUUAAAUUAUAUAUUAACAAGUCGUUGUCUCACAGUACGUUAGAAGUAAAGGUAGGUUUUACUUCUUGUUCAGGAAAUAAUUGGAUUUGAUUUUUCACUGAGGUUUAGUGGAGCUGCCUUUUGUCAUUAACUCAGCAGGAGCCCAAUCAGUUCCUGCAACAUGAGUCACACCUAACCUUUCACCCAGUGGCUGCCAUGGCUUUUUUCAGGACAGGUUAAUAUAGAGAGCAAGGUAGAUGGCAAAAGAAAGACACCAAAUACAUUUUUAGAUGAAAAGAGUAGACUUGAGAUUUUUGCACUGCACUUUUUAAACUUAUUUGAGUAGAUAGUGAAAGGGAAUUGCAGCCACACUACUUUCCUGCUCUUCCUGUUCAUCUUGAGGAUCUAGUGUUGGUCAAACUGGCAAAACUACAAAUUCUACAGACUCUCUUCACCUAUAAGACUAGAAACAUCUCCACAUCUCUAACGCUCCAUGUGUAGCACAGACGGUAACCAGCAACAGUAAUGCAGCAGGGCUUGUUUGCAGAUUAAUACACAGGUGUGGCUUAUUUUGAGGAAGACAUUAAUAUUGUUAUUUCAUGUAGAAAACAUUGUUAGACUGUGUUCAUAGAUGUCCUGUAUGAUGGUCUGUAGUGACAGAGGACAGACCUGAGUGACCAGAUUCUAUUUCCUCUGUAUCUGCUGAACACAUUCACAAGAAAUGCUGAAUAACUUUAACUACAAUGUAAAUGUAAUGAGCUUAAAAUGGAAAGUGUGGUGUGGAUAAUGGUGAAAUAUUUACUUCUAGUUUUUUUUGUCAUAAAUAUGUUGUUUUCAUUUAGUACUACUUUGGUGUUAUUUUCAGUGGAGGUAACUGAAUUCACAUUUUUAUAAAACUUGAUUCUUUGUCUUCUGUUUUUCUCAUUCAAAAUUAUUUUAUGCAGCUACAGGAGUCACGAGUUCUUACAGAUUCAAUAUUACUGUGUGAUAGUGCCUUAUGCACACAGAUGCACUGGGUACAGAGGUUCUGGCAAAAACAAUGCAAUUUACUGCCAUAUAAGGUUAAGUCCAAAAAUAUUUUAAGUUUGAGUCAUAUGCACUUUGUCUUUGUACAAUGAUCAAAGAAUGACAUAAAGCUGUUAACAAAUUAUAUUUACUACUAAUGUAAGCUAUAUUUUUAAUAUUUGCAUUAUAUUUUAAUCCAUAGGUUAAAGUUUUAUACUUGUAAAUGGUGAUUUUAUAUACCGGUAAUACAAACUGUACAAUUGGACUUAACUGUUGGCAGAUUUCAUAAGAGUAAUGCUGAACAAGGUGUACAUAAUGCGAGUUACAGUUUUACCCAUAUGGGUUUUCAAGUUAUAGAACGCUUUACUGUGUUGUUUUUUGUUUUGUUUUUUUACAAAAAUGCCCGGCGAGCAGGUCCAGGUACAGUUUGUGGUGAUGGGAUUUGAAUGUUUUUUUUUUUUUUUUUUAUUAAAUGUGUUGUCUUUUCA
Messenger RNA from Periophthalmus magnuspinnatus, 2230 nucleotides. RefSeq names its product transmembrane protein 205. NCBI's taxonomy places the organism in Eukaryota, Metazoa, Chordata, Actinopteri, Gobiiformes, Gobiidae. The transcript has 4 exons. The coding region runs from base 154 to 720 and encodes 188 amino acids. The record is from RefSeq and is a predicted model, not a curated record.